Molecule: messenger RNA, 1260 nt
Organism: Caenorhabditis remanei
Lineage: Eukaryota; Metazoa; Nematoda; Chromadorea; Rhabditida; Rhabditidae
Exons: 8
Coding region: 1-1260 (419 amino acids)
Source: RefSeq, a predicted model, not a curated record
AUGAACUGCCAAAUCCUUCCGAACACACUAUUGAAGGCUUCGGUUGAAGGAAAAUCCGCUCUCGGAGGUGUUUGCGACGUAAACGGAGAUUGUGACAAUAAAGGUUCAAUCUGUUUGAGAGGGCAAUGCAGAUGCCACCCUCACUACACAGAAGCAAGAGACGAAAAAGGAAGACUGCCGAAGUGCGCGCCACUCCCUUCAAAAGUUGGCGCAAAAUGCUCUAACAAAUGUCGUGAACCCCUAUUCUGCCGUAAUGGAGAAUGUCAAUGUGUUCAAAGAGGAACCACGAGAAUAUCAAAUGGAGAAUGUAUUACUACGUCAAGAGUUGGGGACAGAUGCUCAAGACAUUAUGAUUGCACUUCCCCGUUCUCUGCAUGUCUGAACUCUCAAUGCGUCUGUAUUUCUGGAACUAUUCAGCAGGGCUCCCGCUGCGUCGCGGCUGCAAACUGUCCACUUGGAGGUCUACCAGGACAGAGUUGUGUUCGACGAUCAGAUCCAUCCCUCGCAUUCAAUAUCCCUCCAAAUCAAGACAACUGCCCAUCUGGUCAAAUUUGUGUUACUGCUGCUGAUAGUCAAGUUGGUCACUGUUGUCCUGUUGUCUGCCCACUUGCUAGCCACGUAGAUGUGAAAUAUUCAUGUGAUCCAGACGCAGUUCCAGCAUUGAAAUGCCCUUCGGAUUCUCAUUUCUGUCAUUUCUUGUCAGACGGAAGUUUCUCCCAAGCAGUCUGUUGCCGUCGUCCUUGUAACUCAAUGGCUCCAAAUGCUCUCUACGCGAACAACCAAUGUAUUCCACGUGGACAACUGAACUCUGCCUGCACAUCAAACGCUCAAUGUGGCGGAGGAGAAGGAAUGGAAUGUAUGAAAGGACAAUGUCAGUGUCAACAGAACUUCCAUCCAGCUGUCGAUGUGCUCACUAAUCCAUUGAAGAAUCCAUCUCAGUCAUGUUCAAGGGAUUGUGAGAAUGAGAGUUUAUCGAAAGACACCAGUUGUAUGAAAGCUGUUCCUUUGAAUUCCCUCUGCUUCAUUCAAAAACAAUGCCCUCAGAACUCGGGUUGCUAUCGUGGAAGAUGCAUGUGUCGUUGUGGAUUUGCACCAAAAAAUGGAAAGUGUGUAGAGAUUCCUGCGCCAUCUACGACUACAUCUGCGCCAGCUCCAGCGAUAAUCCCUGGAGUCAAUAUUAAUCCAGGAGAUGAACUAUUCAAGCUGUUCGGUCAAUUUCUUGGAGGUGGAAAUGGUGCAGGAGGUUUGAAGUUUGGAUAA